CCGGUUCGGUACCAAGUGUGCCCGCUGUGGCAGGCAGAUCUACGCCAGCGACUGGGUGCGGCGGGCGCGGGGCAAUGCCUACCACCUGGCCUGCUUCGCCUGCUUCUCCUGCAAGAGGCAGCUCUCCACGGGCGAGGAGUUCGGCCUGGUGGAGGAAAAGGUGCUGUGCCGGAUCCACUACGACACAAUGAUCGAGAACCUGAAGCGCGCGGCGGAGAACGGCAAUGGGAUCACGCUGGAGGGGGCUGUGCCCUCGGAGCAGGACAGCCAGCCCAAGCCAGCCAAGAGAGCCCGCACCUCCUUCACGGCCGAGCAGCUGCAGGUGAUGCAGGCACAGUUCGCUCAGGACAACAACCCCGACGCACAAACGCUGCAGAAGCUGGCGGACAUGACGGGGCUGAGCCGCAGAGUCAUUCAGGUUUGGUUUCAAAACUGCAGAGCCCGCCAUAAAAAACACACCCCGCAGCACACGGUGCCGCCCUCGGGAGCGCCCCCGUCCCGCAUCCCCUCCUCGCUGUCCGAUGACAUCCACUACUCGCCCUUCAGCAGCCCCGAGCGGGCCCGGAUGGUGACGCUGCACGGAUACAUCGAAAGUCAGGUACAGUGUGGACAAGUGCACUGUAGACUUCCCUACACUGCUCCACCAGUGCACCUCAAAGCAGACAUGGAAGGACCACUGUCUAAUAGGGGUGAGAAGGUCAUCCUCUUCCAGUACUGACUGCGAGGACUCUUCCUCAGCUGCCCCUGAGCCGCUGGCAGCGCCCGGCCCCGCGGGAGCAGCUCAGCCCCAGCACUCUCAGCUCCUCCAUUGAGCAGCACCUCGCGCCCGCUCCGACUCCUCCAGCGACACUCUGUGUAUGUGUGUGUUGAGUGCACAGUCACAUUUUACACUUGUUUCUUGUGGACUUGUAGAAUGACCGUGAGUCUCUCCAAGGCAGUGCCAGACACAGUCAAAACUGGUGACUCUGCUGUGCUUGCAAGUCUUGCUCCCAAACCCACGGGAUACGGACAGCCCGGAACACGCCGAGUCUCAGGGCGGUCGAUGAUCGCCUCUGGACACAAAGGAAGGAGGAAUUUUCGUGGUUUGGCCUGAUUCUCUUCUUGCACCAGUGAAGCAGUUCCUGGACGUCCCUCCUUCUUUCCACUCGCUUGUGUGAAAUCCGAAAUUGGCUUUUUGGCUCAGCAACUCGAUGUAUAGACAGACCUGCCUGAGCCAAACUCGCAGGUAGCUGAGACUCCACUGAGUGGAAAACAUGAUGCCAGCUGGAAAUAGGCAGUUUUUCUUCCUCCUCAAAGUGCUUUAGAAUCACAUGUCCUUUGAUCACUCAAAGGUAAGUAAAUCUUAGUGUUUUUUCCCCCCGUUUUAUAGGAGGGGAAGCAGAGAUGUCCUAAACUGAGAGGAACCAUGAGGGUUGGUGGCAGAGCCAGGUUUAGCACCCUGAAGUUUUUGAUUGCUGACUUGUUCUUAGAACACUGAAUAUCUCUCUCCUCUCACAGCCAUCUGCCAAAUCUUUUUUUUUUUUAAAGUUUUUUUACUCUCGUUCUUUAUUAACAAGCUACUUUAUUUCCUUGGAGUCAUAUUGGAUCACAAAUGGGUGAUUUAAGAAUGUACCUACAGAAAACUCUCAGACAAUCCAUACUCUGGGACUGGGAAAUGCUCGAUGGAAGGUGGCCAUAAAGGUGUAGAAAUGUUCUGCCCUGCUGUGGACUCAAGUUCAGUCAGUGGGAAGAGCUGGGUAGAGACUGGAGUUAAAAAGGUGAAAGCCACAGUGAGGCCGGCAGGAACCAUCAGUAGCCAAGGGGACAGCAAGGGGAUGGCAUGUUCCUUAGUCUGGCAGCCUGGCUCGGAUCCCCUCUGCCCCCCUGGUCUCCCUUGCUGGGGUUGGGCUGUCCCAGGCCCUGGGAUGAGGGUGCAUCCCAGGAGAAUGGCUGGGCUCACAGGAAGAGCUCAGCAGUCUGGCCCCAAGUCAGGAAAAGGACUCCAAAACCAUCCCAUCCUUCGUUGAUGGUAAUAACAAAAAGUAAACAAGAGACCUCUGCCAGCCCUUCUCAGCUUGCACCGAGCCAGGAGCAGGUCUGUAACAAAGGCUCUCUCCACGCAAGCACAUGGGUCUGUCCUGCUGUGAAGUGUCUGUGAGGCUGCUCUUCCAAGAAUGUGAAAGCCUCCCCUGAGGCACAGCAGUGAGGGAUGUGACUGAGCCGUGCCUGAGGAGCAGGAGAUGGGAAUCCAUCUGUUACAUAACUUGUUUUUAAUGGGAACUGUAGAUAUUCGUGCUCUCCUCUGCGGGAGAUCCUGGGUCAAUCCAGGUGGGAGCCAUCCCCAGCUCUGGGCAGCCCACACUGCACCCGUGGGGAGCCUUCUCCUGCCGUGUCCCUGUGCUCUGUGUGACACCAGCAGGCAGACAGGCUGCCCUGAGCCACCAGGAACACCCUGGGAGCAGCGUGGGGAGAUGGGGACUCUGCUGAGGGGGCACCAAGGUCUCUUGGCUUGGGAAGGAACUGAGUACAACACACUUUGAUAUUGGUUGGAGCAAAUCCACACACACACACACACACACACACACCCUCCUGUGUGUGUCUGUGUACUGAGAGUGAUGGCACUACCUCGGACAGCUGGGCCAGUACCUGCCAAACUGCAGCCAGCAGCUCUAGUCCCAAUUCAAAGUAACAUUUGAAAGGAGAGAGGGGAAUUAAGUCCACAAAAUGUUAUUGUCACGUCCAGAUGUGUGAGUGACCAUUUCCAGAGUGUCACCAGUGAACGAGGUGCUGCCACAUGACUGACCUGACUGGAGCCACCUCUGCAGAGGUGUCCCCUGGGGAGGGGACAGUCACCAGGUGCUCCAGGUGCAUCCUUUUUGUCCUUUUCAUAGAAUGAGGGAAGGCUGAGUGCUCCCCUGGCUGGCAGUUGGUGAGUGUUUGUCAUCACAGGCUGAGGUGGUUGCUGUGUCAGCCUUGAGGUGCUCGUGGGGGAUCACCAGGGCCUGACUUUGUUCUCCAUUUGUGCUUGCACAUCCUAAUGACCAUUUAGUUGUGGAAUUAGUGCCAUAAAGGGAUGGGUAGUUAUUCCAUUUGACACAGAAGGAGAGAUUCAGGCUGCAGCUUGCCCUGACAUCCCACAGUCUCUGAGACUGCCACAACUGCUCUGUUGAGGGAGAAAAGGGUUUGAUGUGUUUCUCCCUCCUGUCUUGGCAAUGCAGUGAAAGGGAAACUAUGAAAUAUGUAUCUGCUAAAUACCAACUGGAUCAGAAAAGCCCCACUUGGGAAUGUCCUGGAUAUCCAAGGGUCUGUAAGCAGUGCCAUGGCAGGGCCCAGGGAAUGUUGGUGUUUCUCUCCAGGGAUGUGGGCUCACCACAGACUGUGCUCGGGGCACUUCCCCCCAUAAGUAGCCAGGAGCAGCUUUGCUAAUUCAGAAAUCAGGCUCUGUUUAUAUUAAGCCCAAAUUGUUUGCAAAAACUGGAAGCAAUUCAGCUUGUGCAGUUUUAGAGCUAAUUAUGUGUAUGGAAAAUACUCAACUGUACCAAGAAUGUAAGAAAUCUUCUAAUUUAUUCAAUACAUUGUUUCACAACAUAUUUCACACUGACUGUUGCCACUGAACCAAACCUUAUCUCAGGUCAUUUGCAUUCAUCUCCUGUCUGUGGAUUUAAAAAAAAAAAUAAAAUUAAAGUCAUUCUCAUUUUCUUAGUUUAUUCAGUAAUUGCCAGAUGGGUUCUGGUGCAGCAAUGCAGACUCCACGCACUAAACUUUUCCAGUUGCUAUUUACAAACCCUUUUGCAGACAGAAUCCACUGAAGACAGCCAGGGAAAGGCUCUUCACUCCAGUUUAAUAAGGUGACUAAAACAGAGCUCGGCUCUGGCAGAGGGAUGGUUUCAGCUUUUAUCUCCAGUGGUUUUUCCUGGCUCAUGCUGUCAGCCCAAUGCCCGAGCUAAAGGUGCUUACAGAACUCACUCGUUGGGACAGGGAGUGGGAACCAAUCCUGCACUACUAUCAGUGAUUUAUCUGUAGGAUGCCAACUCAACACCAGUUUUAUUUCAUCUGCCAAUCAUUUUGUUGUAGCAUGUUGCAAUUCUGCAUGUCUUGGCUACAAUGGUUAAAAAAUUUUUUCUCUGAAUGAGUGGACAGUCAAGACUAAUAUUUAUUUUAAAAAAGUAAAACAAAAUUGUAAGCACUUUUUGUAAAACCAAUGUCUGUUUUGUUACAUACUUUUAAUGUUGUGCUUUGUAAAUGUCUUAUUUGUGUAAUAAAUAAAGUUAAUGCAAGUAGAAGUGCUGGCACUUACA
Molecule: messenger RNA, 4277 nt
Organism: Zonotrichia albicollis (white-throated sparrow)
Lineage: Eukaryota; Metazoa; Chordata; Aves; Passeriformes; Passerellidae
Source: RefSeq, a predicted model, not a curated record